UUCCUCUACUUUUUCAUGACACAACAGCAUUGUAACUGAAAAAACCCCCACAGAUGUGAAUCGAUUCCUUCCAAUCAAUUCUUCUAACAGACGCUAGACGUCAGCACAGUAAUUUCCAAAGACUUUUUUCUUGCUUCUGUUUUCCGGGCAAUAAAGUGAAACCACAGCUGAUCCUCCUACUUCUGGUAGUUUAAUCGUCCGGUCGUUUGUGGAAGCUCUCGGGAUGUCAGCUGUUAAGAUGACAGAGGGGAGUGUGCAGGUAGAGGGGUGCAAAAUGCCGUUGUUCUACAGACAGAGUGAACCUAACGCAGGGGAAGUGAAGAUGACAGUUUUACUUCUUCAUGGCAUCCGUUUCUCAUCGGAAAACUGGCUCAACAUCGGCACACUGGAGACUCUGGCCAAAGCAGGCUGCCGUGCAGUCGCCAUUGACCUGCCAGGGUUCGGCCGGUCUAAGUCAGCAGAGGCCCCAGCACCGGUGGGAGAACUGGCCCCUGCUGGUUUCCUAAAGGAGGUGUGUGAGCGGCUGAGCCUGAGCCCAGUGGUGCUGAUCAGCCCAUCCCUCAGCGGCAUGUACUCUCUCCCCUUCCUCUUCCAGCACCAGGCUCUGACACGAGCCUACAUCCCUGUGGCUCCCAUCUGUACUGACAAAUUCACAGCAGAGCAGUACCAGAGUGUAAAGGUUCCAUCACUGAUUGUUUAUGGUGACCAGGACACUCAACUGGGAGAGGUGUCACUCCGUAACUUGAGCAAUUUGGCCAAUCACAGCGUGGCAGUGAUGAAAGGAGCGGGUCACCCCUGUUACCUGGACGACCCGGACACUUGGCACCGAGUUCUCACAGACUUCCUCAAUACGCUGUGAAUCUCCGCUGUGUAUCAACAGUCACAUGACUCAGGAACCACACUAAUAACUAAAUUCAUGAGAAAUUUAGUCCACAAAGAUCCUCCUGCAUGAUCUGU
This is a messenger RNA of Monopterus albus (swamp eel), 957 nucleotides long. It is a transcript of the gene abhd14b, whose product is annotated as abhydrolase domain containing 14B. The coding region runs from base 224 to 859 and encodes 211 amino acids. Gene Ontology annotation, biological process: positive regulation of transcription by RNA polymerase II. Gene Ontology annotation, cellular component: cytoplasm. Gene Ontology annotation, molecular function: hydrolase activity. The transcript has 4 exons. Lineage: Eukaryota; Metazoa; Chordata; Actinopteri; Synbranchiformes; Synbranchidae. The record is from RefSeq and is a predicted model, not a curated record.